CACAAGGGCCUGCGCGUCUUGUCGGGGCCGGAGUUGACAGACGGUCUCUGGCUGGAUUUCGACGGCCCCGGGACCGCGGAAGAGGCUUCCGAGGGCGGCCGCGAUGCCGAGCCAGCAGCGGGUCAGUCAGCUCCUGGAUCUAUGCCUUUGGUGCUUCAUGAAGAAUAUUUCUAGAUAUAUCACAGACAUUAAGCCUUUGCCACCCAACAUAAAAGAUAGACUGAUCAAAAUAAUGAGCGUGCAGGGGCAGAUAACAGAUUCGAAUAUAAGUGAGAUUUUACAUCCUGAAGUCCAAACUCUAGAUCUACGAAGCUGUGAUAUUUCAGAUACUGCUCUCCUGCACCUAUGUAACUGCAGAAAAUUGAAGAAAUUAAUUUUAAAUUCCUCAAAAGAAAACAGAAUUUCCAUAACUUCAAAAGGAAUAAAAGCUGUGGCUUCAUCUUGUUCUUACCUGCACGAAGCUUCUUUGAAAAGAUGCUGCAAUCUCACUGAUGAAGGAGUCCUUGCUCUUGCACUCAAUUGCCGGCUGCUAAAGAUCAUUGAUUUAGGUGGCUGCUUAGGUAUUACUGAUGUGUCCUUGCAGGCAUUAGGAGAAAACUGCCCAUUUUUGCAGUGUGUUGAUUUUUCAGCUACUCAGGUAUCUGACAGUGGUGUGGUUGCGCUUGUUAGUGGACCUUGUGCCAAGAAAUUAGAGGAGAUUCAUAUGGGAUAUUGUGUGAAUCUGACUGAUGAAGCUGUAGAAGCUGUCCUUACUUGCUGUCCUCAGAUAUGUAUAUUACUCUUCCAUGGAUGCCCCCUGGUAACAGAUCAUUCACGAGAAGUCUUGGAGCAAUUAGCAGGCCCAAACAAACUAAAGCAAGUGACGUGGACUGUAUAUUGAUGCUUAUUGAAGCUUAUCAAAGCUAUGAUCUUCAUACAACUUUCCCAGGAAACAACGCUCUAGAGAUUGGCUUUCCAAUAAUAUGAUUUAUGCUUUGAAGUUAACCAGGCUCUUAAACAUUUUAAUAGUGCUGUUAUUUCUAAGUUUGUUUGAGGAGUGAUUGUUCUUGAAAUGACAAUCCUAGCAUGCCCUCUGAUGUAUUUGGGGAGGGUAUUGUGUUUGUUUCUUUAAUAGCAAAGUUUUAAAUUACCUGUUUUCCCUGGAAAUUUCCUUCUCCUACCUAGAUAUUUGAGCUGCUGUAAGAGAAAUUUACCAAUAUGGAUAAACAUUAGGAGAAUUCUAAGUAAAGGUAUUUCUAAAAGCAUUAAUUACCUACCUAGCUAUUUUUUGGCUGCUACCUUCCAAAUUAUUUAAAUGUCCACUGGCCAGAAAGCAAAGCUGAACAUCAGGCCUGUAACUUCUUCACAGAAUUUAUUAUUUCAAUGAAACAAAGGAAUAUAAUAGUUUAAUGUCAUAAUCCAGGACAUCAUAUACCUUAGCCAUUCAGCAUAUGAAUGUUACUGAGUAUGGCUACUUUUCCCAAAUACAUGCUAUUCAUCUACAAACUUUCGUCCUUAAAAACUGCAGUCAAGAAUGUGUAAGAAUGCGUAAACACGAAAUGUCAUCACAGAGGUUGUAUCCUGAAGCUCUACUGGUUUCACAUUGUGAAAUAAACACACAGGUCUUAGUUUUCAAAUGAAAUGUAUUACUCUCUAUAAUCACAAAAUUCUCUGAAGUAUACUGUGCUUAAACUACCCCCAAAUUCAGCAUAUUCCCUGUGCCAUGAGCCUGUCUCAGUCGGACUUUUCUAAAGAUUUCCUAUUUUAACUGUGAUGUAGUGAAUAACAGGGAAAGUGUGGUAUGGUAGAUUUCUUGUAUAUGUUUAGAAGGAAGGGUUUACAUAUUCAACUCUACUCCUUGUCCUUACUAUUAACUACUUUAUAAAUGUGAUAUGUUUAUAGCGUAGAUAACAUAUAUUGCCACUGCAAAGGUGGUUCAUAUGUAUAUAUGUGUAAAAUGGGUAAGGCCUGUUCCAUCUAUGAAAUUUUUCUGAAGACAAAUUCAGUAAGAUUUAAUAUUGAACACCUAACCAAGUCAAUAGCUUUUUCCGCUUUGGGGGAAACUAGUUUCAAGAUCUAAGGUAUCAGGUUUGUAGAGUCUAUAAAGGACUCAUCAUCCUAAAGCCGUUUGCAGCUUGACCUUCUUUUUUUAUACUGCUAGUUACCUUAGCUGUUUCUCGGCACUCUGUUUAAAAUUUGGGUCUCCCAUCCCUAUCCUACCUAUCCCUGUCACCCUUAUCUGUCACUCUAGACUCUAUUUUUCCCCUUGCCACCUGUCACCAUCUGACAUGUUUUAUUUUUUAUUUGUUAUCUGUCUCCCCACCCUAGUA
Molecule: messenger RNA, 2309 nt
Organism: Delphinapterus leucas (beluga whale)
Lineage: Eukaryota; Metazoa; Chordata; Mammalia; Artiodactyla; Monodontidae
Gene: AMN1
Product: antagonist of mitotic exit network 1 homolog
Biological process (GO): SCF-dependent proteasomal ubiquitin-dependent protein catabolic process
Cellular component (GO): SCF ubiquitin ligase complex
Molecular function (GO): protein binding
Source: RefSeq, a predicted model, not a curated record